CUCAGCAGCAGCAUCAUCAGCAGCAGCAGCCUCAGGUGCAUCUUCAAACGGAAGCGAUAACAACGGAGGAAACAAUGGUAACAAUGGAUCAUCAAGCUCAGCAGCAGCAUCAUCAGCAGCAGCAGCCUCAGGUGCAUCUUCAAACGGCAGCAGCAAAAACGCAGGAAACAGCGGUAACAAUGGAGCAUCUAGUUCAGCAGCAGGUUCAGCUUCUAACGGUAGCAACAAAAACGGAAAUGCUGGUAACAAUUCAGGAGCAAGUUCAGCAGCAGGAUCAUCAAAUGGUAGUGGACAAAAAGUGAACAAUUCAGGAUCGAGCACAACAGCAGGGUCUGGUAACAAUGGAGGAAACGGGCAAAAAAGUGGCCAGGCAGUUUCAAAUGGAUCUGCAGCAUCAUCAGCAGCAGCUGCUUCAGCUGGCAAUGGAAAUGCGAAGAAAGGUGGUAAACAAGGAAAUGGUAAAGGCAAUGCAGCAGCAGCCGCCGCAGCUGCAGCAAGCUCAUCAUCUGGAAAUGGGUCAAAAUCUGGUAAAAAUCCAUCUAAGCAAGGAAUAAUUCCAGCCAUGAUGUCCAAAAUUCCAGUUACUAUGCCUUUGACAGUUUCUCUGUUCUAA
Molecule: messenger RNA, 613 nt
Organism: Tetranychus urticae (two-spotted spider mite)
Lineage: Eukaryota; Metazoa; Arthropoda; Arachnida; Trombidiformes; Tetranychidae
Source: RefSeq, a predicted model, not a curated record